Phragmites australis (common reed) is the source of this 607-nucleotide messenger RNA. RefSeq lists its product as uncharacterized. The record is from RefSeq and is a predicted model, not a curated record. Gene Ontology annotation, biological process: DNA-templated transcription; termination of RNA polymerase III transcription. Gene Ontology annotation, molecular function: zinc ion binding; nucleic acid binding; DNA-directed RNA polymerase activity. Gene Ontology annotation, cellular component: RNA polymerase III complex. Lineage: Eukaryota; Viridiplantae; Streptophyta; Magnoliopsida; Poales; Poaceae. The transcript is spliced from 3 exons. The coding region runs from base 90 to 422 and encodes 110 amino acids.
AAGGGCAAGGCUCGGGCGAAUUUUGUGUUGGUCUCAGGGCACGCGGACAUCCGGAGCGCGGCGGCGGGGAGGGUUGGCGGCAGACGGCGAUGGAGUUCUGCCCGGCGUGCGGGAUGCUGCUGCAGAUCGACCCGGCCAGCGGCAGACACCGCCUGCGCCUCUUCUGCCCCACCUGCCCCUACGUCUGCCCCAUCCAGAACAAGAUCGUGAAGAGGGCGAGGCUGGUGAAGAAGGAGGUGGAGCCCAUCUUCAGCGGCGCCGACGCCAUGAAAUUCGCCCCCAAGACCGCCACUUCAUGCCCAAGAUGCCACCAUGGAGAAGCAUACUUCAAGCAGAUGCAGAUUCGAUCAGCUGAUGAGCCAAUGACAACAUUCUACAAGUGUUGCAAAGAAGAGUGCCAGCUUGAAUGGAGGGAUGACUGAUCUUACACAGUUACACUUCUGCUUGCAUUUUUCCCCCAUGCUUCUUCAGUUUUGAGUGUUGAUAUGCCCUGAUAGACAUGUAAUUCUUCUUGUAAUCACCAUUUAAUGUGGUACAAACUUCUGGAAGCGACUGUAUUAUGGUAUAGCCUUUUGGCUGCUAGAGGCAUUGCAUGUUCCUCUUAUUA